AUGCUGGCGAGGACCUUCAUCCUGUUGGCGCUCUUUGCAGAAGCCUCGGCAAAAUCAUGCAUUCCAAAUAAAGCAGAUGUCAUCCUUGUGUUUUGUUACCCCAAAACCAUCAUCACUAAAAUCCCUGAGUGUCCCUAUGGCUGGGAAGUCCAUCAGCUGGCACUCGGGGGGAUGUGUUACAAUGGGGUCCAUGAAGGUGGCUACUACCAGUUUGUCAUCCCAGACCUAUCACCUAAGAACAGGUCCUACUGUGGAACCCAGUCUGAGUACAAGCCCCCCAUCUACCACUUCUAUAGCCACAUCGUGUCCAACGACAGCACGGUGAUUGUGAAGAACCAGCCUGUCAACUACUCCUUCUCCUGCACCUACCACUCUACCUACCUGGUGAACCAGGCUGCUUUUGACCAGAGAGUGGCCACUGUUCAUGUCAAGAAUGGGAGCAUGGGCACAUUUGAAAGCCAGUUGUCCCUCAACUUCUACACUAAUGCCAAGUUUUCCACCAAGAAAGAAGCUCCUUUCAUUCUGGAAACAUCCGAAAUUGGUUCGGACCUGUUCGCAGGAGUAGAAGCCAAAGGGCUAAGCACUCGGUUUAAAGUAGUCCUGAAUAGCUGUUGGGCCACCCCCUCGGCGGACUUCAUGUACCCCUUGCAGUGGCAGCUGAUCAGUAAGGGGUGCCCCACCGAUGAAACAGUCCUCGUGCAUGAGAACGGCAAGGAUCACAGGGCAACUUUUCAAUUCAAUGCCUUCCGGUUCCAGAACAUCCCCAAACUCUCCAAGGUUUGGUUACACUGUGAGACAUUCAUCUGUGACAGUGAGAAGCUUUCCUGCCCAGUGAACUGUGACAAACGGAAGCGUAUGCUACGUGACCAGACAGGGGGUGUCCUGGUUGUGGAGCUGUCCUUGCGGAGCAGGGGACUUUCCAGUCUCUGUGACUUCUCAGAUGUUCUUUAUCACCUCAUCCUGAUGUUGGGGAUCUGCGCUGUGUUAUAA
Peromyscus eremicus (cactus mouse) is the source of this 990-nucleotide messenger RNA. RefSeq names its product tectorin beta (gene Tectb). Gene Ontology annotation, cellular component: cell surface. The transcript has 10 exons. The coding region runs from base 1 to 990 and encodes 329 amino acids. The record is from RefSeq and is a predicted model, not a curated record. Lineage: Eukaryota; Metazoa; Chordata; Mammalia; Rodentia; Cricetidae.